GUAUAUAUAGUUUACGCCUGAUAUGUUAGGUUAGUCCCUGGCUGGCUGGUUAUAUUUCAGAAUAGUGAUUACAAUAUAGCAAAAUAUUGUUACAUUGCCAACAUGUUGAAAUUAUAACGCUCUCAAACAAACGAAUCCAUUAAAUCACGCAAAACCCAGAACCUUCUGACUUGCCGUACAAAGAAGCGCUUUCAGAGAAUAAACAUGGCGGCCGCUGCGCUCGUUAGCCGUCCUGCGAGUGUCCUUCCCAGGUUUUCAAGUUCCUGCUCCCGUGUGGUGCUAUCAGCCGUCCCUGUGACAGUCCAGCAGAGAACGGUCCACCAUGCUGUCAUCCCCAGAGGGAAAGGGGGGCGCUCCUCCUCCAGUGGGGUAGCAGCCACAGUCUUCGGAGCCACCGGCUUCCUGGGAAGAUAUGUUGUCAACCGCCUGGGUCGUAUGGGUUCUCAGAUUGUGAUUCCUCACCGGUGUGACCAGUAUGACCUCAUGUAUCUCAGGCCCAUGGGGGAUCUAGGACAGAUCAUCUUUAUGGAGUGGGAUGCCAGGAACAAGGAUUCUAUCAGAAAAGCAUUGGCUCACUCCAAUGUGGUCAUCAACCUGGUGGGACGAGAGUGGGAAACCAAGAACUAUCCCUUUGAGGACACCUACGUGAGCAUCCCUCAGCAGAUUGCCAAAGCCACCCGGGAGGCAGGCAUCACAAAGCUGAUCCAUAUAUCUCACCUCAACGCUGACAUCCGCAGCCCCUCCAAAUACCUUAGGAAUAAGGCAGUAGGUGAGACGGCUGUGAGAGAUGAAUUCCCUGAUGCCAUCAUCAUGAAGCCUGCUGAGAUGUUUGGAAGGGAGGACAGAUUCUUCAACCAUUUUGCCAACAUGCGCUGGUUUGGGAAAGCUGUGCCUCUCAUUUCCAUGGGGAAGAAGACGGUGAAGCAGCCUGUUCAUGUGAGUGUGUCUGAUCUCAUGUUGUCAGCCAUGUCUGUUACUCAAGACUCACUCUGUGUCUGCUCUUUUCAGGUGGUAGAUGUGGCCAAGGCUAUCAUCAAUGCCAUCAAGGACCCUGAUGCCAAUGGCAAGACAUAUGCACUAGUUGGACCAAACCGUUAUCUCCUUCAUGACCUGGUGGAGUACGUGUAUGCUGUUGCACACAGGCCCUUUGUGCCCUACCCUCUCCCACGCCCUCUCUAUCAUCUUGUUGCACGUUUCUUUGCAAUGAACCCAUUCGAGCCUUGGACAACUCCUGACAAAGUUGAUCGGUUCCACACCACAGAUAUGAAGUAUCCAGGGCUUCCUGGCUUGGAGGACCUAGGCAUUAUCCCUGCCUCCGUAGAGCAGAAGGCCAUCGAGGUCCUGCGUCGCCAUCGCCGCUUCCGCUUCUUGGAGGCUGAGUUGGCCGAUACCAAGCCAGCCAAGACAGUCAACUAUUGAGUAGCCCGUCUUGUCUGACCGCCCAACACCACCACCAUAGCCACAUGCUGAUCCUCCUAUACAAAUGUGCUGUCUUCUUUUACAAAUACGCUGUACAUAAAUAAAUAACAGAUGAUCGUCUAAAACUA
Messenger RNA from Salmo salar (Atlantic salmon), 1547 nucleotides. Lineage: Eukaryota; Metazoa; Chordata; Actinopteri; Salmoniformes; Salmonidae. The record is from RefSeq and is a predicted model, not a curated record.